AUGGCCGCGCGCCUUGCGCUUGUGGCGACGCUCCUGUGCGCCGGAGCCGCGGCCGCCGCGGCGCAGCAGGCGAGCAACGUCCGCGCGACCUACCACUACUACCGCCCGGCCGAGAACGGCUGGGACCUGGGCGCCCCUGCCGUGAGCGCCUACUGCUCCACCUGGGACGCCGGCAAGCCGUACUCGUGGCGGUCCAAGUACGGCUGGACGGCCUUCUGCGGCCCCGCCGGCCCCCGCGGCCAGGCGUCGUGCGGGAGGUGCAUCCGGGUGACCAACACGGGGACGGGGGCGCAGAUCACGGCCAGGAUCGUGGACCAGUGCGCCAACGGCGGGCUGGACCUCGACUGGGACACCGUGUUCGUCAAGAUCGAUACCGAUGGCAUGGGGUACCAGAGGGGCCACCUCAUCGUCAACUACGAGUUCGUCGACUGCGGCGACAACCACAUCAACUUCCAUGGAAAGAACGAGACGCUACCGGCCAGCACUGGUGCUGUUGAGUAA
Messenger RNA from Triticum turgidum subsp. durum (durum wheat), 501 nucleotides. Lineage: Eukaryota; Viridiplantae; Streptophyta; Magnoliopsida; Poales; Poaceae. The record is from the annotation of a GenBank genome assembly.